This is a messenger RNA of Girardinichthys multiradiatus, 869 nucleotides long. RefSeq names its product insulin-like 5a (gene insl5a). Bases 128 to 442 code for a protein of 104 amino acids. Lineage: Eukaryota; Metazoa; Chordata; Actinopteri; Cyprinodontiformes; Goodeidae. Gene Ontology annotation, cellular component: extracellular region. The record is from RefSeq and is a predicted model, not a curated record. Gene Ontology annotation, molecular function: hormone activity. The transcript has 2 exons.
UCGGUGAAUGCGUUGCGGGCUGCAAAAGACUCACCAAGAACAUAAGGAAGAAAAAGAAAACAGCAGAGCAUCUACAAGGGGUUUGGAAGAACAGUUAACAACCUGAAACAUUCGACAGUCAUACAGUAUGCGUCUGCUGGUGGUUUUGGCUCUACUCUUCUGCGUAAUGGUUUGUGCGGACCAGGCAAGAGCAGAAAUGCAGGCAGUGAAGCUGUGUGGUCGGGAGUUUCUGAGAGCUGUGGUCUACACCUGUGGAGGCUCCCGUUGGAGGAGAUUCUUCAGUGAGCCAGACAUGGGUGGUCUGCCUGCUGGACAGCAGAGCAGCUUGGAAAACCUUAGCAUCCCCAGAUCUGACUGGACCAAACGGGACAUAAACAACAUCCUGACAGCCAUGUGCUGUCAGGUGGGUUGCAGGAAGAGCGAACUCACCUACUUGUGCUGAUGACUGCUCUUUUUUUUGUUUUUUUACUCUGAGUGACAAAAUUACUGUUUUGUCUCCCAUCUUGCCUUAAAACUUAAACUUCACUCUGACAUGUAACAUUAUGAUCACUGUAUAACUGAGAUUAGUGAAUGUGGAGCAUCUCUGAAUGUGUCUGAAUGAAUCUGAGUUGAAUAUGUUUUCCAAUAAAUACAUAGCUGAAUAUAGUAUAAACAGAACUUGUAUUAGAGCUUGUAGGACUGGAUUGAUUGCAGAUCAGCUUCUCUGUAAAGAGAUGGCAGAUAUCUAGGGCCUAAUGGUGUCUCAUGCAUGUGUGGUGAAUGAAAUAACAGAGGUGCAAGUUUGUAUAGCUUCCAGCUCUGCUUUAUGUUUUUCAAAACACUUAUGUUUUACAUUGUUAUGAUAUAAAAUAAAUGUUCUUGCAAAUGUC